This is a messenger RNA of Acanthosepion pharaonis, 699 nucleotides long. NCBI's taxonomy places the organism in Eukaryota, Metazoa, Mollusca, Cephalopoda, Sepiida, Sepiidae. The record is from the annotation of a GenBank genome assembly.
AUGACCCCCACCUUUUUUUCUUUUCUUUUUUUCAUCUCGACUGGGUCAGCUUUCUUCUUUCUUCAUUUUACAUAUAUGAUAUGUCAGCAUAAUAUGCGCAAUAUUAUAAGAGGUUUUGAUAAAGAUAUCACACCACCUUGCAGGUGUGGCAAAACAUUAACCCUCUCGACACACCGUCGUGAUACCGCCCCAACCCACUACUCCCGUCACUCUCUCUCUCUCUCUUUUCUGGAGUUCAUCCUCUCUCUUUUUCAUUCUUACAUUUCCUCAUCUAUACAUAUUUAUCUGUCCAUAUAUCUAUCUCCCCGUCACAUUUUUCCUUUUCUUUCUAUCUCUCCUCAUCCAAUGCUUUUCUUUCUUCUUUGUUUUCUCUAUUUAAAUCUCCCCACCCCUCUUUCUCUCACCACUGAAUGCUUUUCGUUUAAUGUCUCUCUUUUUAUACGUUUCCCACUUUCUCUUCCUUUUCACUCCCUACUUUUCUUAGUUACCUCUCUCCCUCUCUCUCUAUCGGUUACUUUCCUCGCUCUACCUCUCCCACUUCUCUCGAUCUUAUUCUCAUUGUCAUUCUUUCCUCGCGUUCACAAUCUUUCACCCUCGUUUUCCUCGUUCACUCUCUCUUUGUCUCUCACUUUCUUGGCUCUCUCUCUCUCCCUGUUCCUCGCUUUCAUCUCUCUCUCUCUCUCGGACACGAUCUGUUAA